GGGGCAGAGCAGGAGUUCAAGGUUCCAAGAAGGUUCAUUGGAUUAUUGCCGUACUGAUACCGGCCAGCAUUGUGACACUUUGCUAAGAAAGCACGCAAUACGUGAUCGGCGCCAUUUCAUCUUCGUCCUUGUUGAUACAAAGACCAUCAUGGCUCCCUCACUUCUUGAAACCCAGCCAACGGCACCCCACCAAUUAUCAAACACGUCCCAGAAGUCUGUGGACAGAAAGAUCUUCCCAGACGGUAUCAAGACAUCUGGUCAACAUCCACCCUUGCUUGACCAAAUCAAGCCAUACUCCAGUUUCCCCAAGGAGAUUACAGGUGAGACAGUCUGGAAGGCAGAAGACUACAAGGACAAUCCAGAAAGAUGGGUGCAUGUGUUCAACGACGAGGAAAUUGCCGAACUGGGUGCUGCUGCGGAUAAGUUUCUGGCUGAUAAGACUCCAUUGACUGGUAUUUCGAAGGAGAACUUCAUCAUCCCCAAACUUUCAGUCUUGUUGAACUCUAUUCGAACCGAGAUCUUAAACGGCAAAGGAUUUAUUCUGUUCAAGGGCUUCCCAGUAGAGAAAUGGGGCAACCACAAGUCUGCGGUCGCAUACAUGGGUCUGGGCACAAUCUUGGGUUAUUUUGUCAGUCAGAAUGGUCGAGGUCACGUCCUCGGUCAUGUCAAAGAUGUCGGCGAUGAUCCAACCCAAACUCACAAAGUCCGAAUUUACAGGACGAAUGCUCGCCAAUUCUUCCACGCCGACGACUCAGAUAUCGUAGGCCUUCUCUGUAUAGCUCGCGCUCUCGAGGGCGGUGAAUCCGACAUCGUAUCCUCUCACCACGUCUGGAACACCCUACAGAAAGAACGCCCUGACGUCGCGGAGACGCUCACAAAACCCAUCUGGUAUUUCGACCGUAAAGGGGAAACCAGCGUCGGCGAAGAGCCCUACAUCAAGACCUCUGUCUUCUACCUCGAGCGCGGCGAGAACGGCCGAGUAUACAGCAAAUGGGAUCCCUACUACGUGAAGAGUCUCAGCCGGUUCAUGGACGCGGGCAUCAUUCCUCCCUUGUCACCAGAGCAAUUAGAGGCUGCUAAGGUGCUGGAGGAGACGUGCCAUCGCCUUAGACUACAUAUGAUUCUCGAGGUUGGGGAUAUCCAGUUCUUGAGCAACGAGCAUGUUCUACAUGCGAGAACAGAGUAUAAAGAUCAUGCGCCACCUACGCCAAGGAGACAUCUGAUGAGGUUGUGGCUUGCGACUCCUGAGUCGGAAGGAGGAUGGAAGUUGCCAUUUCAUGACUCGGCGGAGAAGAAGAGGGGUGGUAUUCAGGUUAAUGAUACGCCUCCUGUUUGUCCGCUAGAUGCUGAAUAGAUGGAUGGGUAAUAUUAUGUACAUA
Molecule: messenger RNA, 1379 nt
Organism: Cadophora gregata
Lineage: Eukaryota; Fungi; Ascomycota; Leotiomycetes; Helotiales; Ploettnerulaceae
Exons: 4
Coding region: 149-1354 (401 amino acids)
Molecular function (GO): oxidoreductase activity
Source: RefSeq, a predicted model, not a curated record